AAGAAUUCUUACCAGAAUUUUACUGGUUUUAUUCCAUCGUCAAUUGUACCAAUCCACACUUGUGUAAUUGAGACUAAAGUCACUCUAAACAUCGAAAAGCAGAUAUAAAGUCUCACAAAGCUGAACAUAAACAAAAUACUUUUAAAGUCGUUUUUUGUAAAGCUUCGUAGAAACUCGUCCUUACCUUUACGAUAUGCCAUGUUGGAAACGCAACCAACCAAAGCUCUGCAACAACCGCGACGCGAGUGUCCGCUUUUCAUCGUGUCAGUGAUUAGCGGAGUUUUGACCACGCAAGGUGGUGGCGAUUUGGUUAGUGGAGUUUACUCUGGAAUUUUUUGUACUUCAUUUUUUGUGUUCUCCUUUGCAGCAGCGGUUCAGCAGAGAUAGAAGAGUGAGUGUGUGGAAUUUGAACCGUGUCAAGUGUGGUGGUAUCUUUCAGUUAACUUUAGUUUUGCGAAAAAAAUAAUAAUAAAAUCCGGUGAUUGAUACGGGACAGUUUCGGGUUACCCCUUCAAUUUCAAGUUUGCAUUGAUUAGAAUAUUGAUGUCAGUAAAAAGAGCGGAGGCUAUUUGUUAUCAGUGUGCGUUUUCAAUUGCUCACUUGGUGUUCAUAUUGAAAAAUAAGUAAAUUAAAUUAGGAAAAGCUGUCGUGAUCGGUAACAGAAAAAAUAAGACAAUAAUUGUGGAUAAAAACAACUGUGGGCAGAUUCCGCUAGUCAGACCACAUUACUGUGCUACAAUUAACCUAGACGGGAGCAAAGGAAUUUCGCCAACGGUUACAUAAAAGAACGCACUUUUACUCUUUGGAAGCAUUCCCGGCUGGUAAAAUGAAGCACGCAGUGCAGAACGGCCAGCCAGAUAUAUAAAGAGAAAAGUAAAUUCUGUCGUCGUGGUCGCGGAAAUCCCUUCAGUGUGUGUGCGCGCAAGCAAAGCAAGAGCCUGGUGCUGUUGCUGCGAGGUCAUCAUCAUCAUCGCCGUCCGCACGAACGAAACUCGGUCUUUUUUUGCGCUAGAGCAAAAGGAAGAAACGAAAAUAAUUAAAACGUCAUCCAUUUUGACGUUUCGCUCGAAGGGAGUAAACGGAUUCGAUUGUGUUUAUUGCACAAAAAGAAACAUCUUCAAGUUAGGUAUUGGGAUUUGAAAAUUUUUCCACAUUUUUUGCAGUUUAAUAAGUGAUAUUUGUGAGUGAAACCGAAGAAAUAAGGAAUUUGAAAAAUUGACGGUGUAAGAUUAGUGCUCAACAUUGUGUCUUUAAUUCUGAUAACGGAAUAAGAAAUUCAAAAUCUGAUUGUGACAAACAGUCGAGUUGGUUUUUUCGCGUUGAUUACACAAGGAUUUUAUCUAAUUGGAAACACAAACACAUUGCUGCUGCAGAAGAAAGGUUGAUUCUAACUUAAGAGUUGUCAAAUCAGUGGUUAUGUAGGCCACGAUGAUCGUCUGCGACGACUAGAGAAACCUCCUCGUUCGGUAGCAGAACCUACACCUACCAGCAGCAAAAGAAGCAUCAACGAACGGGCUGGGAAGGUUCGAGGACUGACUUACGACGCACGACGAUUCGGUCGGCAUUCGGUGCACAUUUCUCCAGACACUAGCUAGAACCUGCACUACAGGCGAACCAAGUGCAGCCAGGCAGACAGGCGUAGUUUAAUCGUAAAUUUAGAAUAGUCAACAACAACACACAUUAUCACGACGACGCAAUGUCACAUCACAGCGACGAUCAUCUACUACAGGCGGGCAGCGAUUCGUUCUGGGAACCGGGCAACUAUAAACGAACCACCAAACGGAUAGAGGAUGGCUACAGAUUGUGCACAGAACUGCAAACGCUGAUACAAGAGCGAGCGGAAAUCGAGAAAGGAUAUGCCAAAAACUUGAAAGCUUGGUCGAAAAAAUGGGGCGAACUGAUUGAAAAGGGUCCUGAAUACGGCACAACCGAAGCAGCAUGGAAGGGCAUCCUAACGGAAGCGGAUCGGGUUUCCGAUGUACACUUGAAAGUGAAGGAAAACCUCUGCACCGAUGUGAUGCAUCAGAUCAAAGCAUGGCAGAAGGAUAAUUAUCACAAGACGAUGAUUCAAAUCAAAGAACGAAAAGAAAUGGAAGACCAAUUCAAGAAGGCACAGAAACCCUGGGCAAAGCACCUGGCAAAGGUGGAAAAGUGUAAGGCCGACUAUCAUACCGCUUGCAAAACGGAACGAUCGGCAGCAAACCAGGAACGCAAUGCGUCCAACGAUACAUCGUUAUCCAACGAUCAGAUGAAAAAGAUGCAGGACCGCACCUCGCGCACGAAGGAGGAAGUGAACAAAUGUCGGGAACGGUACGAAGCGUCCCUGCAGGAGAUCAAUAAAUACAAUGCAAUCUACAUCGAGGACAUGACCUCGGUGUUCGCUAAGUGCCAAGAAAUGGAGGAAACCAGAUUACGCUUCUUCAAGAACGUUCUGUUCUCGAUACACAAGUGUUUGAAUAUUUCCGAAGACCCCAGCCUGCCGCAGAUCUACAAGGAAUUCCAUCACACCAUCAACAACGCCGACCACCAGAAGGACUUGAAGUGGUGGUCCAACAACCACGGCGUCAAUAUGGGUAUGAGUUGGCCUACGUUUGUGGAGUACACCGAAGAAUUCCGCGACAUCGCGAAGGGCAUCAAGUCGAAAGAAGCCUUACCCGCUGCGCCGAUCACGCUCAUACAUCAGCGACCAGUUGCCGAAGAUUUGCAUGAAUACCCGCCCUCAAGCAACAACAAGAACAGCAUAAACCGAAACUCCGCAUCGCUCAGUAUUAACAACUCCAAUGCAAACAACAGCAGCUCGCAGCGAGCCACGACACCGAGUCAGGAAUCGCCAAAGUCGGAAAAUGCUUCACUUAAGAACAGCGACGCCGUGACAACACCGACCCGGAACUCGCCCGGUCGUGUAGCAGUGGUUGUGACCAGCAAUGGAACGAAUGGCAACGGAAAGGCAGCUGACGCACACAAUCCUUUUGACGAAGAAGAAGAAUGGGACGAGGGCGAUGGAAACGAUAACAUUCUGGUUGAUAACGGCGAACCAGGUGUACCGGUGAAAGCUUUGUACGAUUACGAGGGUGCGGAGAGCGAUGAACUAACGUUUAAAAUGGGCGACGUCUUCGAGAAGCUGGAAGACGAAGACGAGCAAGGCUGGUGUAAGGGACGAAAGGACGGACGCGUUGGGCUGUAUCCGGCGAAUUACGUCGAAGUGGUAGCAACGUAAGUGGAAGCAACUGUAUACAACCACCCAACGUCAGUGCAGCAGUGGGGUAAUGAUGAGACAUCGCGUCGUUCAAGAGCGGGUUUGUAAGAUACAUAGAUGGCGACCAGUCGGUGCCAACACGGCAGCGAUUAAAGCACCAGCAAACAGGACUCGGUAGUCGUUGUUCACAGCUUCUUUUACACACUUACAACAACACACCCACACACCCUUUACCAUACUUUGUAUUAAACUAAACUAAACGAAACCAGUCCUAGCGGGUCGUUGAGUCAUUUCUUUUCGAGAGAGAAAUAAAUUUAGCAGUUUUAUCUUUUCAGUAAGCGUACAUAGUUUUUAAAUUUUGCCUUUCGAGCAUACCGGCGGUGAAUUUCGGGUUGAAAAAACCUUUGUUGAUGGUAGUACAUACAGAAAAAGGGAAGAACAUCUUCGGUUAAGUUUCUUCAGGAGUCUAGCUCUGAAUGAUUGGUGGUUGCCCUUAUAUGGGCGGCAAUGUAUGAUAAUUGUUUAGGUUUUUACCAAAUCAGUUUUAAAGUUGAUUCGUGUGUUUUGAACUGUCGGAUUACGAUCGAGUUGGUCACCAACCGAUUUCAAAUAGCCAUCGUGCUCAACGAUACACAUACACACACAUAAACAUACCUUGAGAUAAACUAGAUAAAUAUUGACUGAACAAUAUUUGUGCGAAUACGGGACAGCAUGGUCUCAGGUGAAAUGCGAGGGAUGAACAUAGUCACGUUUGUUAAAAAAAGUAGAUUUAAAUGAAAUUAAUGAUAAACAAAAUGAUAGAAUCAAAAACAAAAUGUUUGAGCUAAGCUGCAUUUACUCAUAUGGAACAGUUUCCGAAAUUGAAACUCUGUUUAUGCUCUGAGGUCUAAAAUCUGGUUUCUCUUGGGGAAGCGUGAGUCUUUUCGGAAGAGCUUCCAGAUUUUUCUGUUCCUCAGUAGGGUUUCUAGUGAAACAUUUUCGCAGAAAAAUGGUUCUGCUUUGCUGUUUUGUUAAACAUUACAAAGUUUAUGCACUACAAGCUGGAAAAAAUACACAAUGAUAAAUGUAAUCAAUGAAUUUGCGACGAACGACAGCCAAGAAUCGAUUUCUGAAAAACUUUUGAAUCGAAGCCACACAAUGAAUAUUUGCCAAAAAAAAGUGGGACUAAGCCAUUGUUAUGAAGAAAAACUAUACUAUCUUUACAAAACCAACCGCAACCGAGACCACCAUCGAAACGAUGUUGUUUACUAGAACCACAGUGGUAGUGUGUAGACGUACUGUAGACUUUAGCACCAACUUUUCUCUCCAGUCAAUAGGAUACUGCUGUUUGUUAUUUUGUCCAUGGUUCGAAAGAAUGACCAGACAUUCUGCUAGAGCAUCAUUCGUUUUGUUCGGAUGAAAGUGGAUUCAUCAAAAUAAUUCAACAUCUGCAUCUUAAUAUUGUUAGUUCCAUUUGUUUUGGUUACACAAUGGGUGAAGCCUUGGGCUUAUUUUACUAUCAAACGUACUAUUUGAAAAAAGUCGCUCUGUCUUCUUUAUUUAAUGUUUUGGAUUUCAAGCAGACGGUUUACUUUUCGUUUUUGUUCUCGAUGAACGAUGAGCAGGACUUUGACCAUUUUAUGGAUUUUAUACAAGAACAAGUUACGUGUGAUGAACGCGGUUGUUAUUCAGAAGGAAAUGUUACUAAUUUUCAAGCUCAACUUGUGAAAGAAAUGCAAGUAAUGGAAUUUUGUUAUGUGAAUUAGAGAAAGAAGGUAAAAUUGGUCGGUCAUCCUCGAAAAAGAGUUGUGUAUUAUAAUACGUUUGAAUAUAUAUUAUAUAAGAAGAAAAUGCAAACAUAAUACGUUUAGGUAGCAGCCAGCAGAAUAAGUUAUUUAUAUAUAAUUA
Messenger RNA from Sabethes cyaneus, 5083 nucleotides. It is a transcript of the gene Synd, whose product is annotated as protein kinase C and casein kinase substrate in neurons protein 1. Gene Ontology annotation, molecular function: phospholipid binding; protein binding. NCBI's taxonomy places the organism in Eukaryota, Metazoa, Arthropoda, Insecta, Diptera, Culicidae. Gene Ontology annotation, biological process: plasma membrane tubulation; regulation of endocytosis; cytoskeleton organization. Gene Ontology annotation, cellular component: plasma membrane; endosome; cytoplasm. The record is from RefSeq and is a predicted model, not a curated record. The transcript has 11 exons. Bases 1697 to 3217 code for a protein of 506 amino acids.